Molecule: messenger RNA, 1071 nt
Organism: Glarea lozoyensis ATCC 20868
Lineage: Eukaryota; Fungi; Ascomycota; Leotiomycetes; Helotiales; Helotiaceae
Product: Protein kinase-like (PK-like)
Exons: 5
Coding region: 1-1071 (356 amino acids)
Biological process (GO): protein phosphorylation; spliceosomal complex assembly; regulation of mRNA processing
Molecular function (GO): protein kinase activity; ATP binding
Source: RefSeq, a predicted model, not a curated record
AUGUGUCGCAGCAUCACUCAGCGACAACGAUCUCUGAUACGGAGCUACAAAACGCCUGCAUCACUCCCCCUGGAAAUCCCCAUUGACGAAGAAACGAUACCGAAUUACGAUCCUCGUACCUUCUUUCACCCCAAUGUAGGAGACAUACUGGACCAUAGAUAUACUUUAAAAGCCAAGAUUGGCUGGGGAACUUCUUCAACUGUUUGGCUUGCGCAGGAUACUGGUGGCCUGUCAAGUCGCUAUGUAGCCAUCAAGAUCAAUGGCUGUAAAUAUGCGAGCAGAAAAGCUGCCAGGCAUGAGUUGAAGGUGUCCCACCACAUAGCAGGCUCUGAAUUAUGUCACAGAGGACGUAGUAUCGUCAGGACCGCUGUCGAUAGUUUCGAAGUUGCUUCACCAAACGGCUCGCAUCUAUGUUUGGUUUUUGAUCCAAUGAGAGAACCACUGUGGUUAUUCAGACGACGAUUCGGUGCGGACAAAGUGACCCAGCCAUUCCUACCCAUCACCAAGGCAUAUCUGUACUUGAAGUUGGAUAACAUCCUGGUUACCUUCGAGGAUCCAUCAGUUAUUGACAGCUUCGUCCAUGGACAACUUGAAAAUCUUAUGUCGCGGAAAGUACUAUCAGGAAGAACAGUCUGGGACUUGCUUGCUGGCCAGCAACUAUUUCAAGACCACCAGGACGGCAAGAAUCAUAAGUACAGUGCACAGCAUCAUCUAGGAGAGAUGAUAGAUCUGCUCGGACCUGUACCCAAAGUACUGAUCGAACGCGAAAGAAAUAUGCGGCAUUGGAGAUGGAGCCCCGAAGCCCGCAACCCUGAAGGGAAAUUAUGCAACAAUGCUGCAGACUUCUUUGGAGGUCCGUUUUUCACCAAAGAACGCGAGUUUAUGGGCCAUGACUUAAUUGCUGCGCGGAAUCUUGCAGAUAUAGCUCCAGAAUGUGUGAUAAAUGAUGACAAGACCCUCUUCUUAAGCUUUAUGAAGAGGAUGUUGUGCUGGCUUCCAGAAGACAGAGCCAUAGCGAAAGAGCUGAAGGAGCAUCCUUGGCUUGACUUUACCAGAAAUGGUGGUUCCUAA